GCCCUUUGCGGGAGAUGGGAUUCAGCCUACGCAAACCCACCGAGACGCGACCCGGGACGGGAGAGGAAACUCUGUGAGAGCGCUGAAAUCUUAGCCGGAUCGGCGGAUUAUCUGCGGGACAUAGACGAGCUGCUGUAGCGCACUUUCUUUUUUGGAGGAUUCCGCCGCUUUGUGCGCCUUGCAGCGGAGCGGACGUUUCACUGCGACUCCAGGCGGCUCCGAGAGGAAACCAUAUCUGGUCAAAGUAUUCGUUGCUGUCACCCAGCGGGACCGGCCGGCUAUAAAUAGCUGCUGGAGGAGCUCCUGCUUUCCUUCAUUUUGGAGAAAACUUUAUUGGCUGUUUCAAGGCCUUCUGCAAGUCCUCAUACAGAAGACCUGCACAGAGACAGAGAGAGGUAUCUUGCUUUUCCAGCAGCGCUGAGGGCACUUGGCUGCCUUUGCUAUUGUUUUGCCCCUUAAGCUGGGGGUCACUGAGAUUGAAUUAUCUUCUUCUAAGACUCUCCAGGCUCCUGAUCUCCUUAACUUUUUUCCAUUUUCAUUUGGAGGGGCUGCUGAGGCGUGCUGUCCACGAUGUCGGUGCUGAGGAAGGAGAUGGAGAAGUACAGGGACAUAGACGAGGACGAGCUGCUGAAGAAACUCUCGGAAGAAGAGCUGCAGCGGUUAGAGGAUGAAUUAGAGGAGCUGGACCCCGAUAACGCAUUGUUGCCUGCUGGGAUGCGACAGAAGGACCAGACCAAGAAAGCACCGACAGGAACGUUUCAGAGAGACAACCUGCUGGCACAUCUGGAGAAACAGGCCAAAGAGCAUCCUGACAGAGAAGACCUGGUGCCCUUCACUGGGGAGAAGAGAGGAAAAGCCUUUGUGCCUAAAAAGAUGGUGGACCCCAUCAUAGAGAGCGUGACUCUAGAGCCGGAGCUGGAGGAAGCCCUGUCCAGUGCUACUGAUGCUGAACUCUGUGAUAUUGCUGCCAUCCUGGGCAUGCACACCCUGAUGAGCAACCAGCAGUACUAUGAAGCCCUCGCCAGCAGCACCAUAGUCAACAAGCAAGGCCUCAACAGUGUGAUCCAGUGCACCCAGUAUAAACCAGUCCCCGAUGAGGAGCCCAACUCCACCGAUGUAGAAGAAACUCUGAGGAGAAUGCAAAGUAAUGAUCCCGACCUGGUGGAGGUCAACCUCAAUAACAUCAGGAACAUCCCCGUCCGCACACUGAAGGCGUACGCUGAGGCUCUGAUGAAGAACACUGUGGUGGAGAGGUUCAGUAUCGUAGGAACCAGGAGCAAUGACCCCGUAGCAUUUGCUCUGGCGGAGAUGUUGAAGGUGAACACGACGCUCAAGAGUCUGAACGUCGAGUCCAACUUCAUAACGGGGACUGGAAUCCUUUCCCUCCUAGAGUCGCUGCAGAACAACACCACACUACUGGAGCUCAAGAUAGACAAUCAGAGCCAACCGUUAGGCAACAAAGUGGAGAUGGAGAUCGCCAGCAUGCUGGAGAAAAACACCACAUUAUUGAAGUUUGGGUAUCAUUUCACCCAGCAGGGCCCGCGUCUCCGAGGCUCCAACGCCAUGAUGAACAACAACGACUUGGCCCGAGUCGUCAGGUCAGAUUCCGACGGCUCCUUCACCCUCACUCUGUCUGUCCCCGAGCUGGAGAGAGCCUUCGGGAAAAAGUUCAAGUCCAAGACUAAUAAGAAAGAGAAGGCUUGAGGGAGGACCCAUCUUCCCAAAGUGUCGGACGAAUGUGUAGAAACCGGGGCUACCUUCAACUCCCUGUUCACCUUCAACUCCCACCAUCGACGACUCCCUUCGGCCCGGAUCGCCGUCCUCCACAUCAGGUUCCACUGUUUCAGUUUAAGAGACAAUCUCUGAACUUUUUUUUUUGUUUUUUUUUAAAUUACAGACUUUUGUUCAACAGAUAUUAAAGGAUCCAGCUGGAUUAAUCGGCAGCAACCUCCUGAGCUCCGUGAGUGACAUUAGCACGAGUACAAUAAACUGUACCUCUUUGUACAAACUAACCAGGCAAACGCCUACUUAGCCAUUUUGAAUCCUUUAAUAUCUUAUCGAUCUAGACUCCUUAAUAAAGGGGCUGAAGGUCUGGUUUUGAAUGUGGGCCCAUUUGAAAGUCGAUGGGUAACUUUUAGCGACCCCUGUUUCUGCUGAGUUGAAUGGAUUCUAAUUAUUAUUACUGUGCUGUAAAUGAGUUGUGCUGUCGUUACUGCUGCUCCCAGCAGCUCUGUUGUUGCUCCAAUGUCUGCGUGCAAAGUUUUUUUUCUAUCAAGCCUUUUGAAAUUGACACACCGUAAGAAUAAAAUACUAUAAUAUCAGAUUUUGAGAAAAUCAUUAAAAGCUAACAUUCUACCUUUUUUUCCUCAUAAACAGAGUCCUUUGGUGACUCCAUCAGAUACUAAGCUACACAGAUUCUUCAGUAAUUGACGGACAGGUUGUAAAGCUGGCUACUGUAAGAUUUGUCACCAUAAUAUAUUUAUUUGAGACAGACCUGGAAAAGAGUCAAAAGCCGUUCAAAUAACUUGACUGGGCUGGAUAGUGUAAGAACACAUGUAAAAAUGUCAAAGAAAGUUAUUAUCAGUCUUUACCUGCCAGCCAGGGAGGCAUCUGUCAAUUCAAUUAGUUUUUUCCUAUAAACCAAAGUCAGAUAUUUCCGGAAUCCACUGUAAGAUACUGUCUGAACACUGCACUGUUAUAUAGAAGUACUCGCCUACAGUCAGACUGCAAUGAUAACCCAAACAAGCUGCGAGUAUUUGAAUGGGUUUGUGUUACACUUUUAACCAGGUCUGGUUUGUUGAGUCUUUGUGUUGUUUUUUUUUUUUUUAUUAUUAUUAUUAUUUGUAUUUACUGGAGCUAAAAAUGUGUGUUUUAUUAUAAAGUGGUUGCUACUGUUGUUUAUUACAGGUUUCACAUUAACGCCUCAAUCCUGAUUUGGAGGGUUUCAGUGAUGGAUGUUGGAUUUAAAAAAACGGGGAAACUUCUAAGACAGAACUACUUUUUUAAUAGAAAGAAACGUUAAGGGAAUAUCUACACAUCGGAAUGCUUCUUCAAUAUGCUUAAUGGGAAUUAAGUCAAAAACUGAACAUAAAAUAAUCCUGUAGGAGUUUACAAUGGAAAUAUUCUUCCCAUCAGGCAAAACUUUUACUCGAUUCACCACACAAUGAGGGAACAGAAGGGUUAGCUGAUAUCUAACCAGGCACUAAAGCUCCAGUAAAAAUCACAGGAAGUGGCGUGUUAGUUUUUAUUAGCUCAAGAUGAAAUUACCUGCUUUACGAAACAUCCGUGUUUCCUUGAAUGACUGUGCCUGUAACUGGCACUCGGAGAUGCAAAAAAAAAAAAAAAAAAAAGAUCUGACAGCAUGUUUAAGGGUUCGUUGACCCAUUUAAUGUUAUUUCAUAUCACUAUGUUGUUACCGUGUCGUCUGUGCUGUGGCCGGUGUUCUACAAGAGGUGAAUGUUGAGAGCUAAAGGUGAACGAGCCACUCACGGUCUGUGUGUGUCCUGUUCUUUACUUCAGUCUUCUGAUAUUGUAGUGCUUGACUCUGUUUUGUUAGAUAGUUCACCUGUUUUGGUUGAAUUUUUUUUUGUUUUGUUUUGUUUAUGAAUUUAAAUAAAGCUUGAAAGUAA
Stegastes partitus (bicolor damselfish) is the source of this 3629-nucleotide messenger RNA. RefSeq names its product tropomodulin 1 (gene tmod1). The record is from RefSeq and is a predicted model, not a curated record. The transcript has 14 exons. Gene Ontology annotation, cellular component: striated muscle thin filament; myofibril; cytoskeleton. Gene Ontology annotation, biological process: muscle contraction; actin filament organization; myofibril assembly. The coding region runs from base 571 to 1704 and encodes 377 amino acids. Gene Ontology annotation, molecular function: tropomyosin binding. Lineage: Eukaryota; Metazoa; Chordata; Actinopteri; Pomacentridae.